This is a messenger RNA of Effrenium voratum, 3153 nucleotides long. The record is from the annotation of a GenBank genome assembly. Lineage: Eukaryota; Dinophyceae; Suessiales; Symbiodiniaceae.
AUGCCGGCUCGCGGAUUUGGGGGCAUCUCUCCUCAUGGCCGUCGAUGCGUGCUUUCUGCGGUGGCCGACUUGGCUGCCAGCCCGCUUGAGAAGCGGUCCAUCGAUGACUUGAUCCAGCUUGGGAAAGCAUCGCACCAGGAGCGGGUCUGCCAGCUGCAUGAGACGCUGAAGGUGGGACUUGCCCGCUGCGCAAUGAGGCUGUCCAACAUGCCCUUCGGCUUCUGUCAUGCUCCGAGCAUCCGGCGGGUCACUUCAGCGUAUGUCCAAAACUUUAAGCAGGUCAUAGACUUUGAGGAUAAGCACGGCCUGGCAGGUCUCACGAGCGAGGAGUACCAUGCCAUCACCAACGGCAUCUUCAAUCAGCAUCGUGGCACCAUGCUCGACGUGGCCAAAGGCGUCUUCGAGUUCAAUGAGGAUCUGAAUAAGCUCUUCGGGCCGGACCUGGAGCUCGCAGAGCUAAGACAUCUGCAGCUGAUCCAGGACAUCGAGGAGUCUCUGGACGAGUUCUUCACGAAUCGGCUCACCCUGCGGCUCAUGAUCUCGCACAUUCAAGCCCUGAACGCGAACAAAAAUGUGAACAGCGACGGGGAGGCGAUGGUCGGCGUCGUGAAUGUGAGCACCCACCCAAUCACCAUAUUAUCCAGGGCGUACGUGGCUACUCGCUUCAUGUGCAUGCGUGACUUCCAGAGGGCGCCAGAUCUGCUUGUGAACGGCACCAUGCAUGACGAAUACGUCCUGCGACAGGCACGGGACGAACCGCAGAUCGGCGAUGAUUUUCAACAGCAACUCCAAUGGGACACGCUGUGCGCGGUGCUCUUGAUAUUUGUGGCUGUGCUCACUCCGUUCGAAGCUGGAUUUUUGGAGGGCGAGCCGCUGUCUUUCAUUGGCGCGUUCAAUAUUGUCACCAACGUCUUCUUUCUGAUGGACAUGGUCAUGCAGUUCUUUAUUGCAUUCCCAAUCGAGACCAGAUAUGGGCCACGAUGGGUUCAGCAAAAAAGGCUGAUAGCCAUCAGGUAUUUGCAGGGCUGGUUCCUCAUUGAUCUGGCGAGCACGGCUCCCCUGGACUACUUGUCGCCGGGCUCCGGCUUGGGUCUCCUGCGAACCAUCCGCAUGCUCAGGCUACUGAAGCUCUUGCGCUUGGCUCGAGGUGUUCGGGUGGUUCGACGCUACCAAGCAGAAUUCGGAAUGUCGUACCGAAAAUCCACGCUCUACUUCCUCUUUUUUUCUGUGCUUGCUGUAUCUCACUGGCUCGCCUGCACCUUGGGUAUCAUCCAUAAGUUUCAGAUGGAGGGCGAGGUGUGCAGCGCCCUGGACCUGGACGCAGAUCUCCAGGGCGGAUGCUCCACCUCGUGGCUCACCGAGGGCCUGCGGCCCUACGGCGGCUGGGACUGGGCGGAGACUCCGCAGAUCGAGGUCUUCGACGCAUACGUUAUGGCGUUUUAUACUGGCAUCACCAUCUUGGUGCACCCCCAUGCCUACGACGCGACCGGCACUGGCGAGCGCCUGUUUUUCACCUUGCUCCUGCUGAUCGGGGGGUUCAUGUGGACCCAAGUGAUCAGCCGGUCCACCGCUAUCGCAUCGUCGCUGAAUGCUCACCAGCUGGCACACCAGCAGACCAUGGACGAUUUGAACACCAUCGCCGAUCGGCUGAACCUGUCGCGGGACAUGAAGAUCCGGCUCAGGAAGUUCUUCCUGCGGUCCACAGCGCAGCACGAGUACGAGGCCUGGCAGAAGAUCCUGAACCGCAUGUCCCCGCAGCUUCGGCGCGACACAUACCGAGAGGUGAAUGUGCACUGGGUGAAGAAGGUGAGGUUCUUCGACAAGUGCUCCACCAGCUUCCUGACCUGCAUCGCAGAGAUCCUGGAGAUUCGCAUGUUCGGGGAGCAGGAGCACUUUGGCCAGCUGUUUCACAUGUACAUCAUGAUGGGUGGCGCCGCCUCUCGGGUCACUAACUUCUCCAUCCUGGUGCCGGGUACUGUGUGGGGCGAGGACCACCUGUUGCUGUCCAACCCGGACCUAGUGGCCAGCAACAUCGCGGUGAGUUUGACGGUGGUUGAGGUGCAAGAGCUCGUGAAGAGCGGCUUCGACGCCGUGCUGGACAACUUCCCCGAGCAUGCCGCAGUGCUGCGGCAGAUUGUGGUGAAGUACAUCGUCAUCCGAGGGGUGAAGCGGCUUGCCGCAAUUACCCUUGAGGAAAGAGAUCGGGAACGUGAGAGGCAGGAAUUCACCAGCGCGUCUCCAUCUUCCGCUUGGAACAAGCAGCUCUGGCCAGAGAACGAGGCGGACAAGAGGAAAGCUCUCAAAAAGGGUGACAGUAUGGAUGAGGUGGCCGCCAGCAUCGCGGAUGGCGCUCGUCUGAUCAACAUGCAGUACAACGCUGCGAAGCGAAAGUCCUCAGGGACGGUUGGGGAGAAGCGGCGGAAGGAGAAGCACUUAACCAAGCGGGCCGCGCCGGACGCCGGGGCCGCCGCCGCCGUGGCCUGGUACUCCCCGAUGGAUGCUGCGGCGGCCGCCACCGCAGCUGCAGUCUCGGCUGCGGAUUCGAAGCUUGGAGACAAGGUCUCGGAAUGGUCCAGCCGGCAGGAUGACCUGGAAGAGACACUGCACUCCCGACUGGACGAGAUCAGCGAGCAGAUCUACGGCCUGUGGGAAAUGAUGCAGGAACAACAGGAACUGAUGAUGCGGCUGCAGCUGAAUCAAGUGGCGCCAGUAUCGUCGGAGCAACAUUUGAGGCACUUGUUUUACAUCUUCCUGGAGUUGGUGAAGAAUGCGGCCCGUGCCUCCAUCGAGCGAGCGCAGCUGGAGGGGUCGUUGGACGAAAACAGUCCUGCGAAAGCCGAGAUUCCUCCCAUUCAGGUCACUGUGCCAGAGGAACAGCAGCUGUGGGAUCACGAGAGGUCUGUGAAGUUGGCUGAUCGUGGCACAGGCAUGAACCGCAUGGUGCUCGGCAAGGCCUUUUCUUACUUCUACUCUUCCGUGAAAGCUCGGCCAACCAUAGCUGCUGAGGUGAGCGACUUUGAUCGCCGCAUGCCGCUGGCAGGGUUUGGCUUUGGCCUGCCGACGAUUAGCAGAGUAAUGGCUCGCUAUUUCGCUGGCGACAUCGAUGUCAACUCAAUCCCCGGGCAGGGUACGGAUGUGUACAUCUACUUGUGA